AUGCAAUCCUCCUCCUCAACUAUUCCUGCUAAGAUGAAGGCCUGGAUCUACACCCAACACGGGGUAGCCGCCGACAUCCUCAAGUUCGAACCCGAGUUCGAUGUUCCCAACGUUAAAGAUGACCAAGUCCUCAUCAAAGUUGUUGCUGCCGCUCUGAAUUCUAUCGACACCCUGCGGAUGUCUUCUUCCUUCAAGGGCACCGAUUCUCCUUUCCCUAUCAUUCCGGGAUACGACGUGGCUGGUGUGGUAGUCAAAGUGGGAAGUAAUGUGAAAGAAUUCAAGGUGGGGGACGAAGUGUACGGAGACAUAAAUGAGAACUCUCUGAACCCAACUCAAUUUGGGUCGGUGGCAGAGUAUUGCGCUGUGGAUGAAAAGGUACUUGCUUUGAAGCCAAAACAUUUAAGUUUCGUUGAAGCAGCUGGUUUCCCUCUCGCCGUUGAAACCGCAUAUGAGGGCCUUGAAGCUGCCGCCCUCUCUGCCGGAAAUUCACUCCUUGUUCUCGGUGGCUCUGGCGGUGUCGGCACUCUCAUCAUUCAGCUAGCAAAGAAAGUGUUCGGGGCAUCUCGAGUGGUGGCAACUUGUAGCGCUGCAAAAGCAGCGUUAGUGAAAAGCUUAGGAGCUGAUUUAACUGUUGACUACAAGCACGAGAAGGUUGAAGAUCUGCCUGAGAGAUUUGACGUCGUUUAUGACACCACCGGGGAAUCUGAUAAGGCAGUGAAGCUGAUAAAAGAAGGUGGGAGAGUGGUGUCAAUCACCGGGACGGCAGUCCCUCCGGCUUUUCACUUCGUUAUGAGUUCAACCGGGUCGGUGCUGAAGAAACUGAACCCUUGCUUUGAAGAAGGGAAGGUGAAGCCAGUUCUGGAUCCUAAGACCCCAAUCCCUUUCUCUCAGGCUGUGGAAGCAUUCACCUUUAUGGCCUCUCACCGAGCUACCGGAAAGAUUGUCAUUUCUCCUAUCCCCUGA
Molecule: messenger RNA, 963 nt
Organism: Oldenlandia corymbosa var. corymbosa
Lineage: Eukaryota; Viridiplantae; Streptophyta; Magnoliopsida; Gentianales; Rubiaceae
Source: the annotation of a GenBank genome assembly